AUGGUUUCUCUCAAAGCUCUCUCGACUGUCUUUUUUCUUAUACUUGGCGUUGGCAUUUGCUACGCCACCAGCCGGACUCUCUUAACUUACGGUGGUGUCAGUGGAGGACAUGCUGGUGGUGAAGGUUAUGGAGGAGUGAGUGGUGGUGGUUAUGGUGGUGGAAGUGGAGAAGGAGGUGGUGGUGGAUAUGGAGGAGCUGGAGGAUAUGCUGGUGGUGGUGGUGCUGGUCAUGGUGGAGGCGGUGGUGGAGCUGCUUCUUCCGGUGGAUACGCUAGUGGAGGAGGAGAAGGCGGAGGAGGGGGUUAUGGUGGAGCAACUGGUGGUUAUGGUGGUCAUGCUGGUGGUGGUGGUCAGGGUGGAGGCGGUGGUGGAGCUGCUUCUUCUGGUGGAUAUGCUAGUGGAGGAGGAGAAGGAGGAGGCGGUGGUUACGGUGGAGAAACUGGUGGUUAUGGUGGUCAUGCUGGUGGUGGUGGUGGUCAUGGUGGAGGUGGUGGAGGAGCUGCUUCUUCUGGUGGAUAUGCUAGUGGUGGAGGAGAAGGAGGAGGUGGCGGUUACGGUGGAGCGGCUGGUGGUUAUGGUGGCCAUGCUGGAGGUGGUGGUGGAGGAAGUGGUAGCGGUGGUGGAAGUGCUUAUGGCGGUGGAGGAGAUCAUGCUAGUGGUUAUGGAAGUGGUGGUGGUGCAGGAGCUGGUGGUGUAAUUGGUGGUCAUUCUGGUGGAGGAGGUGGUGGUAGCGGAAGCGGUGGAGGAUCGGCUUACGGUGGUGGAGGUGAUCAUGCUAGUGGUUAUGGAAGUGGAGCUGGUGAAGGUGGUGGCGCGGGUGGAGGUGAGUAUGGAGGUGGAGCUGGUGGUGGAGGUGGCCAUGGAGGUGGUGGAGGAUCAGCUGGUCGAGGGUCUCACGGUGGUGGUGCUUAUGGAGGCGGUGAAGGAGGAGGAGCUGGAGGUGGAUCAGGAGCAGGAGGGUAUGGAGGCGGUGCAGGUGGAGGAAGUGGUGGAGGAGGAGCACAUGGAGGUGGUUAUGGAAGUGGUGGUGGUGGUGGUGAAGGAGGUGGUUAUGGAGGUGCAGCAGGAGGAUAUGGCGGUGGGGGUGGCGCAGGAGGAGGUUCAGGUGGAGGUGGAGGUGCUUACGGUGGUGGUGGCGGUGGUUCAGGCGGUGGACACGGCGGUGGAGGCUAUGCCCCAUGA
Molecule: messenger RNA, 1182 nt
Organism: Microthlaspi erraticum
Lineage: Eukaryota; Viridiplantae; Streptophyta; Magnoliopsida; Brassicales; Brassicaceae
Source: the annotation of a GenBank genome assembly